UCGGAACAACGACAAUCAACACUCUUAUCAGCCCCGAUAACCCAAUUCCUGCCCCUCCAUUGGUGACAGCUACCCCGCGGCCUUCUUAUCAGGAAGCUUCAUGCCCGAGACCCUGGAGCUCUCGUCCACGAAACUGCUCAUGUGGAGAUGUUUAAUGAGGUGAUGUAGCUCUAAGCUUCUGUUCCUGUGAAUGCAUAUUUAAGCUCUCCUUCUUUUCUUCUAUUUUCUCUUCACUGUACAAGAUCAAUUGCACUGUUUUUUGAUUUUCAAGAUGUCUACUCCGUAUGGUCUCUCGGCCGAAGCUCUCAAAGUGAAGCCUUUUGAGUGGGAUGAUCAUUAUGAUUUCCCUCGAGAUCUGGUUGGGUAUGGCGAGGAAUCAUUCAAUCCUCAAUGGCCCAAUGGAGCAAAGAUUGCAGUGUCAUUCGUGAUCAAUUACGAAGAGGGCGCCGAACACACAGUCCUAAAUGGCGACAUGCACUCAGAAACCCACCUCUGGGAAGCCCCAGGCGGGACGCCCAAAGUCCAAGAACGCGCCGUAAACAUCGAAUCAGAAUAUGACUACGGCUCCCGCUCGGGCGUCUGGCGCCUCUUCCGCCUCUUCAACAACUACAACUACAAAUACACGCUCUACGCAGUGGGAAAAGCCAUCGAAGACAACCCCUCCGUGGGCAUCUCGUCUGUGAAGAACGGCCACGAUGUAGCAUCCCACGCGUAUCGCUGGAUCGACUACGCGGACAUGCCGCCGGAGAAGGAGAAGGCGUAUAUCAAGAAGGAGAUUGAGACCAUUGCGAAGAUUUGCGGGGAGCCGCCGAAGGGGUGGUAUUAUGGGCGAUUGUCGAGUAGGUCACAUGCUCUGGUGUGGGAUGUGUAUAAGGAGAUGGGGAUCCCGUUGCUGUGGGAGGCGGAUUCUUAUGCGGAUGAUUUGCCGUAUUGGGUUGAUGUUCCUGCGGAGAAGGAUGUCGAGAAGCCGGAGGGCAUGUUGAUGCUUCCUUAUUCUUAUGAUUGCAACGACUACAAGUUCAAUGUCCCAACUGGAUUUGGAUCACCAACAGAUUUCCACGAUCAUGUGAAGUCAGCUUUCGAUACACUGUAUGAGGAGGGCUGCGAAGGUUCGCCUAAGAUGAUGACUAUUGCUCUUCAUUGUCGUUGUAUCGGCAAGCCAGGUCGUUUCGGAGCCUUGAAGAAGAUUGUUAAAUAUAUCAACGGUCAUGAGGGUGUUUGGGUUGCUACCAGGACGCAAAUUGCAGAGCAUUUUAGGAAGAAAUUCCCGUAUCAGCGAGGACACUUGGCGCCAGGUGUAAAGAGGGCGGAGGCGAAGAAUACGAUUAAUGCGUGGCCAGCACAUAAGGACGUUCCUGUUUGAGUAUGGAAAAGGGUGGGAAUGGGGUAUGUGUUCAUGUUGGUUGUAUAAUGUUUUGGAAGCUUUAAAAAACCUUGAAAAUGAGUUUUGCAUAUUUUUAGUUCUUCGGACUGCGAAGGAAAAUUUACUACGCCUCAGGUGGAUAGCUAGCCACUUUCCAAAUGAGAAAGCCUUCACUGUGCGGCGUCUGAAG
Mollisia scopiformis is the source of this 1553-nucleotide messenger RNA. Its product is annotated as polysaccharide deacetylase. The transcript has 3 exons. NCBI's taxonomy places the organism in Eukaryota, Fungi, Ascomycota, Leotiomycetes, Helotiales, Mollisiaceae. Bases 272 to 1363 code for a protein of 363 amino acids. Gene Ontology annotation, biological process: carbohydrate metabolic process. Gene Ontology annotation, molecular function: hydrolase activity, acting on carbon-nitrogen (but not peptide) bonds. The record is from RefSeq and is a predicted model, not a curated record.